Messenger RNA from Pistacia vera, 2658 nucleotides. RefSeq names its product G-type lectin S-receptor-like serine/threonine-protein kinase B120. Lineage: Eukaryota; Viridiplantae; Streptophyta; Magnoliopsida; Sapindales; Anacardiaceae. The coding region runs from base 1 to 2658 and encodes 885 amino acids. Gene Ontology annotation, molecular function: protein serine/threonine kinase activity; ATP binding. Gene Ontology annotation, biological process: recognition of pollen; protein phosphorylation. The record is from RefSeq and is a predicted model, not a curated record. The transcript has 10 exons.
AUGGACGUGAAAGUAGAGUUCCAUGUACGCUCCCUUUUUGUCUUGCUUCUAUCAUUGUCUCUUCGCCAUGCAGUUCAUGCAGAAACUAUGAAUUCAACCAGGAAUAUCAGAGAUGGCGAGGUGAUUGUUUCAGAUGAUGGAAGUUUUAAACUUGGUUUCUUUAGUCCAAGGAAUUCUACUUACAGAUAUUUUGGGAUAUGGUUUGGCGAUGUUGAAGAGCAGACUGCUGUUUGGGUGGCAAAUAGGGAAGAUCCCGUGAAGGACUUCUCAGGAAUUUUCAGGAUAUGGGAAGAUGGAAACUUGGUGGUUCUUGAUGGUAAUUCGAACAUACAUUGGUCAUCAAAUGCUACAUUUACAACGAACACUACAGUUUUUGAGCUCCUGAAGACUGGAAAUCUUGUACUGAGAAAUGGAAGUGAAAGUGAUAGUGAUGAUAAUAUUUUGUGGCAAAGCUUUGAUCAUCCCACUGACAAUUUCCUAGCUGAUAUGGAAUUUGGAUUGAAUUUGAUGACGGGUGAGAACCAGCUCCUUACAGAUUGGAGGAGUGACAAUAAUCCAGCUCCGGGAAAGUUCUCACUAGGUUUUGAUCCCAGUGGAAUCGCGCAGAUUAUAAUAUGGAACGGUUUGACUACGUAUUGGAGAAGUGGGAUUUGGAAUGGGCAGACAUUUUCAGGUGUACCGGAAAUGACAUCUUUUCAUCUUUAUAACUUCAACAUUAUUAAAGAUAAUGAUAACGGGAAGUUAUACAGUACAUAUUCUAGCGUAAAUGUGUCUGCCCCUUCAAGGUUUGUGUUGAGUUCCUCUGGGAAGCUGGAGAGAUCAUACUGGAGAAAUGAGACGAACUCAUGGGACAUUGUUUGGUCACAACCGAACAAUGAAUGCCAAUUGUAUGGGAAAUGUGGUCCAAAUGGGAGCUGUAAUUGGAAAAAGAGUCCUGAUAUUUGCAGCUGCUUAAAAGGGUUUGAGCCUAAUUCUGCUGAGGAAUGGAAACUAGGAAAUUGGAGUGGUGGGUGUGUGAGGAAAAGAGCAUUGGAAUGCGAGGACGGAAGCACUACAGAUGGCUUUUUAAAGUUAUCUAAUGUGAAGUUGCCGGAUAGAUCUAUAUUGGAGGUUGCUCAGGAAACAAAUGAAUGUGAAGACAUGUGCAGAAAAAACUGCAGUUGUAUUGCUUUUGCAUAUGAGAGAGGAUUGGGUUGCUUGACAUGGCGGGACAGUUUGCAGGAUAUUCAGAUAUUUGACGAGGGCGGACAGGACUUGUACUUGCGUCUUUCCAAGUCCGAUUUGAAAGGUACUAAAAAAGGCCACAGACACGAGGACUUGCAGUUGCCGCAGUGGGAAACUCCCAUGAAUUCAAACAGGCAUUUGUUAGACAAGUUUGAUGAUGCUAUUGUCAGCCCAACAAAUCCAGGAAAAGGACCAGACUUACCAAUAUUUGCCUUGGGUGUUGUGAGAACUGCCACGGAUGAUUUCUCAUUCGCAAAUAAGCUUGGAGAAGGAGGGUUUGGUCCUGUUUACAAGCAACAGGUUAAAAGAGAAGAGAAAAAAAAAAAAAAACAUCUAAAGCCUGAUACCAUAACAGAGAAGGAGAUUGGGAGGAAUAAUGAUAUUUUGGGAUAUGAUUUGAAAAUUAUUAAGGAUAUAUUUAAAGGUGCUUGGUUGCCGCUGUUCAGCUUUUCAAGUGUAUCAACUGCUACAGAUAAUUUCUCUGCAGAAAACAAACUAGGACAAGGUGGCUUUGGACCUGUCUAUAAGGGGAAACUACUUAAUGGACAAGAAGUUGCAGUGAAAAGGCUCUCGAGGCAGUCAGGGCAAGGACUAGAAGAGUUGAAAAAUGAGACGAUGCUUAUUGCUAAGCUCCAACACAGGAACCUUGUAAGACUCUUGGGUUGCUGUAUUGAACAAGGCGAAAAGAUUUUGGUCUAUGAGUACAUGCCUAACAAAAGCUUAGAUUCAUUCCUUUUUGAUCCAACUAAGAAAGGUCUUUUAAGUUGGGGAAUACGUGUUAAAGUCAUUGAAGGGAUUGCUCAAGGGAUUUUGUAUCUUCAUGAAUAUUCUAGACUAAGAAUUAUUCAUAGAGAUCUAAAAGUUAGUAAUAUUCUGUUAGACAGUGACAUGAACCCUAAAAUAUCUGAUUUUGGCAUGGCAAGAAUGUUUGGUGGCAAUGAGUUACAAGCAAAUACUAAACGGAUUGUGGGAACUUAUGGUUAUAUGUCGCCUGAGUAUGCCCUGGAAGGCCUCUUCUCCAUAAAAUCUGAUGUGUUUAGCUUCGGAGUGCUGCUGUUGGAGAUAGUGAGCAGCAAAAAGAACACUGGUUUCUACCACAGUGACUCUCUUAAUCUUCUUGGACUUGCGUGGGAUCUAUGGAAAGCUGAUAGAGCUCAGGAACUAAUGGAUCCAGAAUUGGAAAAUGAAGCAUCAUAUCCCAUGCUGAUGAGAUACAUUAAUGUCGCCCUUCUCUGUGUUCAAGAGAAUGCAGCGGAUAGACCUACUAUGUCAGAAGUAGUCUCAAUGCUUACAAAUGAACUUGUUGCUUUACCUUCUCCCAAACAGCCUGCUUUCUCUUAUGUGAGAAGUAUGCAAAAUUCAAACUCACCUGAAAGAAGGCCACAAGCCUGUUCGGUGAAUGAAGUAACAAUUUCUUUGUUGAAAGCUCGUUAG